Molecule: messenger RNA, 603 nt
Organism: Lasiodiplodia theobromae
Lineage: Eukaryota; Fungi; Ascomycota; Dothideomycetes; Botryosphaeriales; Botryosphaeriaceae
Exons: 2
Coding region: 1-603 (200 amino acids)
Source: RefSeq, a predicted model, not a curated record
AUGAGAUUCUCUCUCUUUCUCUGCCUCAAGGCCGCUCUUGCGGUAGCCACUCCUUCCUUCUUUUCAAAGAGUCCGAUUGAAGCUCAGGGCUCUUUGGCAAUCGAAGACUGUCAGAUCCGGUGCCCCACAAGCACAGAUCCAGGUCAGGUGGUGCUUCCGGCCCUUACACAGUUCAAAAAUGCGUCUGGGCACUGGGAGAAUACGAUUGAGUGCUGGCAGGUUGAUACAAUCUCCACCAACCUUCCUGGAAUCGACAACGCCUUUCGGAUUGAUUGGGAGGGCGGCUUCGAUGCUGCCUACCAGUACAUCUUCUAUGGCCAGUCCUUCAUGCCCGCCCAUCCCGCACCCGAGCCAUCUCUCAUCCUGAUGAGCGCUGGUAUUGGAGAUUUAAGAGUCCCGUCUGGGCGUUGUCUGCGCGUCGGUGCAGGGGACAUCUUCUUCAGUGUUGGUACCGACGGCAGACAAACAGCGUGGUGGUCUGAAGGAACUGUAGUUUCAGAUUUCUACUUCAAGGGCGGAAAGAUCCCGGAUCAUGUUGUUGUUUCCGAAGUGGAGGCAGGAAAGAGCACGUUUGUUACGCAAGUUUCAGAUGGCGAACUUUGA